Messenger RNA from Sycon ciliatum, 1583 nucleotides. Its product is annotated as actin-related protein 3-like. Bases 164 to 1420 code for a protein of 418 amino acids. Gene Ontology annotation, biological process: Arp2/3 complex-mediated actin nucleation. Gene Ontology annotation, molecular function: actin filament binding. NCBI's taxonomy places the organism in Eukaryota, Metazoa, Porifera, Calcarea, Leucosolenida, Sycettidae. The record is from RefSeq and is a predicted model, not a curated record. Gene Ontology annotation, cellular component: Arp2/3 protein complex; actin cortical patch. The transcript has a single exon.
CAGCACAGGUAGAGUCCACACACGAAAUCAGAUUUGGCAAGGGUGAACUUUUCAGCUCGUCCUGCGCCUUUCGACUGCGAACUGGACAGGAGUGUGAGCUUCACUUUAUCUUUAGCUUGGUGAACGAAGGUGUCGGAAAGGUGCUCUCGGCCUCUCCUUCACAAUGGCUGCCCGACUACCAGCCGCAGUCGUAGACUGCGGAACCGGCUACACAAAGAUGGGGUACGCCGGCAACACCGAACCGCAGUUUAUCUUUCCCAGUGGUAUUGCCAUCAAGGAGAAGGCAGGUGUUGGAGACAAAUCCCAGCAGAGAGUAACGAAGGGAAUUGAUGAUCUUGAUUUUUACAUCGGAGAUGAAGGAGAAGCGGCAACUGGAUAUGCUAUCAAGUACCCCAUCCGACAUGGUGUCGUUGAAGACUGGGAUUUGAUGGAGCGCUUCUACGAGCAGUGUAUCUUCAAAUAUCUCAGGGCUGAGCCAGAAGAUCACUACUUCUUGCUGACCGAGCCCCCGCUCAACUCUCCGGAAAACCGCGAGUACACCGCAGAAAUCAUGUUCGAGUCGUUCAACGUUCCCGGACUGUACAUUGCCGUCCAGGCUGUGCUGGCUUUGGCUGCAUCGUGGACAUCUCGUCAAGUAGGAGAGCGUACCCUGACAGGAACAGUCAUUGACUCUGGUGAUGGUGUUACUCACGUUAUUCCUGUAGCUGAGGGCUACGUCAUUGGUAGCUCCAUCAAACACAUCCCUAUUGCCGGUAGAGAUAUCACAUACUUUGUGCAGCAAAUCCUCAGGGACCGAGAGACUGGCAUUCCACCAGAGCAAUCUCUUGAGACUGCCAAGGCUAUCAAGGAACGCUUCGGUUACAUUUGUCCCGAUGUUGCCAAGGAAUUCAACAAGUACGACGCUGACCCUUCAAAGUGGUUCAAGAAGUACGGCAGCAAACACCCAGUUACCAAGAAGGACUGGGAGGUCGAUGUCGGUUAUGAGCGCUUCUUGGGACCUGAGGUGUUCUUCCACCCAGAGUUCUGCAACCCCGACUUCACCACACCGAUUUCAGAAACUGUGGAUGUAGUCAUUCAGAGCACCCCCAUUGAUGUACGUCGUCCUCUCUACAAGAACAUUGUUCUGAGCGGUGGCUCAACCAUGUUCAAGGACUUUGGUCGUCGCCUGGGACGUGACGUCAAGCGUGUCGUAGAUGCCAGAAUCAAGCUCUCCGCGGAGCUGAGCUCCGGCCGCAUCAAGCCCAAGCCCAUCGAUGUCAACGUCAUCACUCACCACAUGCAGCGCUAUGCUGUCUGGUUCGGUGGCUCCAUGCUGGCCAGUACCCCAGAGUUCUACCAGGUGUGCCACACCAAGGCCCAGUACGACGAGCAGGGUCCCAGCAUUGCACGCCACAACCCCGUCUUCGGCACCAUGUCUUAAGUCCUAACCCGGAAAUAACAUGCAUAUCAUGCCUAGUGCACUUGACUGCCUAUGGAUUCUGAUAAUCUGGCAUUCUCAUAACAGUCUUGGUCCUAGUGGACUAUUUUUACUACUAAAUGUCUAAAUCUAAUACUAUCACAAUGGUCAGUACUGGCGUGCAGUA